AUGGCAGCUCCACGGCCGAUAAAAGGCAUCCUGAAAAACAAAAAUAAUGCCACCAGCGUUCUGCCGGCGCCUGACUUUCUGGGAGAUAAAUCCGAGCACACUCCCCCACUUUCAGAUGAAGACCAGCAAAAGAAAUCCCAGAAGUGGGAUGAGAUGAAUAUCCUGGCCACAUAUCAUCCAGCAGACAAAGAUUAUGGUCUAAUGAAGAUUGAUGAGCCCAGCACACCUUAUAACAGGAUGGUUGGGGACGAUGAUGACGACGAGGGUGCCUUAAGUGACUCAGAAGGUCGGAGUGCACUCCCAGUAGAUGACUUGACGUCAAAGCUUCAAGCAGCAGAAGGCUUAGAACCGCGAUUUAUGAAAGAGGAAGAAGAGGAAGUAGAAAGUAGUGAAGAGGAAGAAGAGGAGCUGUCCCCUGAGAAACAAGCCAAAAAGGAGCAUUUUCAAAUGAUUAGGAAGAAGCACUACAAUGAGGGCCUCAAUAUCAAGCUGGCUCGUCAGCUCAUUGCCAGCGAACUCGAGGAGGAUGAAGACGAGGAGAUGAGGGAUGAAACGGAGGAGGCAGAGGAGAUCAAUGUUGACCCACCACAGGAAGCUGAUUCUCUGGACUCGUAA
Nerophis lumbriciformis (worm pipefish) is the source of this 615-nucleotide messenger RNA. NCBI's taxonomy places the organism in Eukaryota, Metazoa, Chordata, Actinopteri, Syngnathiformes, Syngnathidae. The record is from RefSeq and is a predicted model, not a curated record.